CAGCGGCCUUUUACCACAUGAUCAGCCGUGUCCAAUGACACGCUGCUCACCGGGAAAUGCAAUUGCCGGUUCUCGGCUGCACUUUCCUCACACUGUCAGAGAGGAUCGGCACUGAUGAUCAGUGCCCUGAUGAUCGGUGCCCAGCAGUGCUGCCAGUCAGUGCCACCUAUCAGUGCACCCACCUGUGCCACCCAGCAGUGCCACAUACCUGUGCCCAGAAGUGCCACCCACCUGUGCCCACCAGUGCAGCCCAGCAGUGCUGCCAGUCAGUGCCCAGCAGUUGCGCCAGUCAAUGCCUAGCAGUGCUGCCAGUCAGUGCCACCUAUCAG
Staurois parvus is the source of this 329-nucleotide messenger RNA. The record is from the annotation of a GenBank genome assembly. NCBI's taxonomy places the organism in Eukaryota, Metazoa, Chordata, Amphibia, Anura, Ranidae.